AUGUAAAAUAAAUACAAUUUUUUAGGGUUUGUUAAAGAAUAACUCAAAGGAGCUAAAGUUAAACAAACUAAAAUUGAGAAACAUGAUUUUAUGAAAACAUUAAAAAUGAUAGAGGAUUAGUUAUUGUAAUCAAUAAAAAUAGAUAAGAAAGGCAGUUGUGGAGAAAUAUAACUUAAAAAAACAAAUCGAGAAGUGGAAUUAAAAUAAUAAAAACAAAUAAUAUUGCUUCAAUAAAAGCUUUAAUAAGCAUAAAAGGAUUGUUUAGAUUUUAAAGAAUAAAAUCAUUAAAUGUAUACAGACAUGAAAAAAUAAAAACAAAUAAUAAAAUCAUUAGAGAGAGAAAAGCAAUAGUAUUAAAAAGAUAAAGUGGUAUGGGAUAAAAAACUUUAAAAUUAAGAAGAGGUAUAUGCAACAAAUUUAAGAAUGACAGAUGAUGUUAAAAAGGUCUUAAAUAUGAUUAAUGAGGAUAUCGAUAGAGAAGCAGUUGUUAAGGCUAAGAAAAUGAAAUGA
Paramecium octaurelia is the source of this 510-nucleotide messenger RNA. The record is from the annotation of a GenBank genome assembly. Lineage: Eukaryota; Ciliophora; Oligohymenophorea; Peniculida; Parameciidae.